Castor canadensis (American beaver) is the source of this 1400-nucleotide messenger RNA. RefSeq names its product neuronal pentraxin 2 (gene Nptx2). The record is from RefSeq and is a predicted model, not a curated record. NCBI's taxonomy places the organism in Eukaryota, Metazoa, Chordata, Mammalia, Rodentia, Castoridae.
GCGCCCCGACGGUGCGCCCGCCGAUGCCCAAGUGAGCGCGGCGACGGCAAGAUGCUGGCACUGCUGGCUGUCAGUGUGGCGCUCGCCGUAACCGCCGGGGCUCAGGAGAAGCCGGUGCCUGGCAGUCGCUUCGUGUGCACCGCGCUGUCCCCAGAGGUGGCCCUGGCCGGCUGCCCGCUGCCCGCCAUGCCCAUGCAGGGCGGCGCGCUGAGCCCCGAGGAGGAGCUGCGCGCCGCGGUGCUGCAGCUGCGCGAGACCGUCGUGCAGCAGAAGGAGACGCUGGGCGCGCAGCGCGACGCCAUCCGCGAGCUCACGGGCAAGCUGGCGCGCUGCGAGGGGCUGGCGGGGGGCAAGGCGCGGGGCUCGGGCAAGGACACCAUGGGCGACCUGCCACGGGACCCUGGCCACGUCGUGGAGCAGCUCAGCCGCUCGCUGCAGACCCUCAAGGACCGUCUGGAGAACCUGGAGCUCCAGCUUCGCACCAACGCGUCCAACGCAGGGCUGGCAGGUGACUUUCGAGAGGUGCUCCAGAGGCGGCUGGGGGAGUUGGAGCGACAGCUGCUGCGCAAGGUGGCCGAGCUCGAGGAUGAGAAGUCCCUGCUCCACAACGAGACUUCGGCUCACCGGCAGAAGACCGAGAGCACCCUGAACGCCUUGCUGCAGAGGGUGACUGAGCUGGAGCGAGGCAACAGCGCGUUCAAGUCUCCAGAUGCGUUCAAAGUGGCCCUCCCGCUCCGCACCAACUACCUGUACGGCAAGGUCAAGAAGACGCUGCCCGAGCUGUACGCCUUUACCAUCUGCCUGUGGCUGCGCUCCAGCGCCUCGCCCGGCAUCGGCACCCCAUUCUCCUACGCCGUGCCCGGCCAGGCCAACGAGAUCGUGCUGAUCGAGUGGGGUAACAACCCCAUCGAGCUGCUCAUCAACGACAAGGUGGCACAGCUGCCUCUGUUCGUCAGUGAUGGCAAGUGGCAUCACGUCUGUGUCACCUGGACGACACGGGAUGGCUUGUGGGAAGCAUUCCAGGACGGGGAGAAGCUGGGCACCGGCGACAGCUUGGCCCCCUGGCACCCCAUCAAGCCGGGCGGCGUGCUCAUCCUCGGGCAGGAGCAGGACACCGUGGGGGGAAGGUUUGACGCCACGCAGGCCUUCGUCGGGGAGCUCAGCCAGUUCAACAUUUGGGAUCGCGUCCUGCGCGCCCAGGAAAUCGUCAACAUGGCCAACUGCUCCACAAACAUGCCGGGCAACAUCGUCCCCUGGGUGGACAACAACGUGGACGUGUUCGGAGGAGCUGCCAAGUGGCCCGUGGAGACGUGCGAGGAACGGCUCCUGGACUUGUAGUCGCCUUUGCAGAGAGGCCGGGAGGCCGGGGUCCGUCUGGUCUGCUGGGGGGAGUUCAAGGC